AUGUCAGCUCAGACCUCUGCAAUCCUCUACGCGGCCACCGUCGCAGCUCCCUCCCUCUCAAGUGCUAGACCGGAAGAUGAACUCACCAAGAAAAAAGCACAUCAUAAGGGCAAAGGCUUUACAAAUCCAUGGGAGUCAUGGAGCUCGAUGGGUGCCUUGGAAAUUGGGAGAGCAAUGAUCGUGCGACGUCUGACGGGCAAAGCCAACAUCCCUGAUACGACUCCACCUACUGUCCCAGUCAGGCCUCCAGAAUUCCUCAAUAGCAGGCAUGGUACCGACAAACUACGGGCAACAUGGUUAGGCCAUGCGUGUUUCUAUGUCGAGUUUCCCAGCGGUCUUCGUGUCCUCUUCGACCCUGUCUUCACCGAUCGCUGCUCCCCAUUCUCCUGGCUUGGUCCCAAACGAUACACAGACCCGCCAUGUCAGAUUAAAGAUAUCCCUACCAUAGACGCUGUCAUAAUAUCUCACAACCACUACGACCACCUCUCCCAUCCCACCGUCACCGAGAUUGCUCGCCUACACCCCAAUUGCCAUUUCUUUGCUCCCCUUGGCAAUAAGAAGUGGUUCUUGGAUGCCGGCAUCAACAAUGUCACAGAAAUGGACUGGUGGGACGAAGUUGACUUCACCCUCACACCCUCUCCGUCCACUUCCAAAGAAUCUCCAAGACCAAGCAUAACAUCCACAGAGGACGGGUGCAACCCGUCCUCAGCUGGUGGGGACAUCAUAACAGCCCGAAUAUCCUGCCUACCAAGCCAACACAUCGCCAACCGCGGCCUCUUCGACCGCGGCGCAACCCUCUGGUCUUCUUGGUCCGUCUCCUCAGCCCCAUCUACGACCACCCCCUCCUCCGUCUAUUUCGCAGGCGACACAGGUUAUCGCGCUGUACCGCUCUCCUCCGACGGCCAAGACGACUGGUCAGAGCAGUACGCCCACCUCCCCGUCUGCCCCGCAUUUGCGGAUAUAGGCCGGCUCCGCGGUCCCUUCGAUCUCGGCCUCAUCCCAAUCGGCGCAUACAUGCCGCGCUUCAUCAUGAGCCCCAUGCACGCGGAUCCCAGGGACGCGGUGGAGAUCUUCAAGGCUACGGGAUGUAAAAGGGCGCUGGCGAUGCAUUGGGGCACCUGGGUGUUGACGGAGGAGGAUGUGCUGGAGCCGCCGAGGAAGUUGCGCGACGCGUUGAAGUUGAGAGGGGUGCAGGAAGUGGGCGUGUUCGAUGUGUGUGAUAUUGGGGAGAGCAGGCAAUUUUAA
Messenger RNA from Endocarpon pusillum Z07020, 1245 nucleotides. RefSeq lists its product as uncharacterized. Gene Ontology annotation, molecular function: zinc ion binding; N-acylphosphatidylethanolamine-specific phospholipase D activity. Gene Ontology annotation, cellular component: membrane-bounded organelle; cytoplasm. The record is from RefSeq and is a predicted model, not a curated record. The transcript has 2 exons. The coding region runs from base 1 to 1245 and encodes 414 amino acids. Gene Ontology annotation, biological process: N-acylphosphatidylethanolamine metabolic process; N-acylethanolamine metabolic process. Lineage: Eukaryota; Fungi; Ascomycota; Eurotiomycetes; Verrucariales; Verrucariaceae.